This is a messenger RNA of Oncorhynchus nerka (sockeye salmon), 2279 nucleotides long. RefSeq names its product C-C motif chemokine 13-like. Gene Ontology annotation, molecular function: chemokine activity. Bases 460 to 738 code for a protein of 92 amino acids. Gene Ontology annotation, cellular component: extracellular region. The record is from RefSeq and is a predicted model, not a curated record. The transcript is spliced from 3 exons. NCBI's taxonomy places the organism in Eukaryota, Metazoa, Chordata, Actinopteri, Salmoniformes, Salmonidae. Gene Ontology annotation, biological process: eosinophil chemotaxis; immune response.
GUAUAUAGUCCACUUUAAUAUCCUUCCAUUGAUAUGCAAUUCUCCAGUAAAUGUAUUCUGAGUAUUUCAGAAAAUAGCAGCGCUGCUGAACAUCCUGGAGGAAACAGAGUUACAGAGAAUUGAGGAAGAGGAACCAGACCUCAGACAUAGAACCAGAGCAUCAGCUAGACUUCUGACACAGAACCAGACCAGAGCAUCAGAGACCAGAGCAUAAGAGACCAGAACAUCAGAGACCAGAACAUCAGAGACCAGAACAUCAGAGACCAGAACAUCAGAGACCAGAGCAUCAGAGACCAGAACAUCAGAGACCACAACAUCAGAGACCACAACAUCAGAGACAACAACAUCAGAGAAUAGAACAUCAGAGACCAGAACAUCAGAGACCACAACAUCAGAGACCACAACAUCAGAGAACAUCUCAGACAAUACAAUCUUCAGCAUCUCAACCAUCUCUGAACCAUGAAGACCCUGACUGCUCUACUCCUCCUGGGACUGCUCUGCUCCCUGCAUAUGACGUCUGCACAGGGUGUCAUCGCGUUGGAAACGUCAACUGACUGCUGUAUGAAAUUCAGCGCGAGGAUCCCUCUUCAACAAGUGGUUUCUCUCAGAACAACCUCCAGUAGCUGCCCUCGCAAAGCACUGAUUUUCACCACAAAGAAAGGGAAGACAUUUUGUGUUGACCCUUCUGAAGCCUGGGUCCAGAGUCAUGUGACCAAGAUUGAGAGCAGACCACAAUGAUGUCAUCAACCACCAUCACCCCCUAACACUCCAACCCCUUGUUGGUGAACUAUAAAGGGAAUAGGUUGCCAUUAGUGACGCAAACCUUGUCAUGCAUGUCAAUACCCUAUCUGAGAUUGGUAUGGAUUAGGUUCAAUGUAAUGUACUAGGUUAAUAUCCUAUCUGAGAUUGGUAUAGAGGAGGUUCAAUGUAAUGUACUAGGUUAAUAUGCUAUCUGAGAUUGGUAUGGAUUAGGUUCAAUGUAAUGUACUAGGUUAAUAUCCUAUCUGAGAUUGGUAUGGAUUAGGUUCAAUGUAAUGUACUAGGUUAAUAUCCUAUCUGAGAUUGGUAUAGAGGAGGUUCAAUGUAAUGUACUAGGUCUAGGAUAUACUAAUUGUUUAUUUUUCAAUAACUGUAAAAUAUACUUGACAUGUAACUAUUCAGUAACCUAUUUAAUAUUUUAUAUUUUGUAAAGCCGUUAAAAUUUCAAACAUCCUGUGAAAGAGUGGUUAAUAUGAUUCAAUUCAUGUAUUAAUGGAUAUAUAUGGGUUGUAACUAGGUCUAAUCUACUGAUAUAUAUAUUGGUGGUUGUAACUAGGUCUAUUCUACUGAUAUAGAUAUUAAUGGGUUGUAACUAGGUCUAUUAUACUGAUAUAGAUAUUAAUGGGUUGUAACUAGGUCUAUUCUACUAUACUGAUAUAGAUAUUAAUGGGUUGUAACUAGGUCUAUUCUACUGAUAUAGAUAUUAAUGGGUUGUAACUAGGUCUAUUCUACUGAUAUAGAUAUUAAUGGGUUGUAACUAGGUCUAUUCUACUAUACUGAUAUAGAUAUUAAUGGGUUGUAACUAGGUCUAUUCUACUGAUAUAGAUAUUAAUGGGUUGUAACUAGGUCUAUUCUACUGAUAUAGAUAUUAAUGGGUUGUAACUAGGUCUAUUCUACUAUACUGAUAUAGAUAUUGAUGGGUUGUAACUAGGUCUAUUCUACUGAUAUAUAUAUUAAUGGGUUGUAACUAGGUCUAUUCUACUAUACUGAUAUAGAUAUUGAUGGGUUGUAACUAGGUCUAUUCUACUGAUAUAGCUAUUAAUGGGUUGUAACUAGGUCUAUUCUACUGAUAUAGCUAUUAAUGGGUUGUAACUAGGUCUAUUCUACUAUACUGAUAUAGAUAUUGAUGGGUUAUAACUAGGUCUAUUCUACUGAUAUAGAUAUUGAUGGGUUGUAACUAGGUCUAUUCUACUGAUAUAGAUAUUGAUGGGUUGUAACUAGGUCUAUUCUACUGAUAUAGAUAUUAAUGGGUUGUAACUAGGUCUAUUCUACUAUACUGAUAUAGAUAUUAAUGGGUUGUAACUAGGUCUAUUCUACUGAUAUAGAUAUUGAUGGGUUGUAACUAGGUCUAUUCUACUGAUGUAGAUAUUAAUGGGUUGUAACUAGGUCUAUUCUACUGAUGUAGAUAUUAAUGGGUUGUAACUAGGUCUAUUCAACUGAUGUAGAUAUUGUAUUUUUCUACUAUACUGUCAACUGUUGUGCAUCUGUUGUUUUUUAAAUAAAUGAAGCCUUCUGAAGAA